UUUCCGCCUCCGUCCAAAAAGAGAUAAUAAUAUUUAGAGGCGCUUGCUGGGGGCUGAAUGAGAAUUGGCCCUAGGCACAGCCCAUCAUUAGCACGGGACAGCCGGGCCACCGUGACAUUUUUUAGAAAGCUGAGAUGAUGGAAAGAAUAAGAAAAGAGAUGAUUCUGAUGGAGAGAGGGCUGCACAGCCCAACGGCCGGCAAGAGGUUCUCCAAUUUGUCCGAUUCGGCUGGCAAUGCUGUGUUGGAGGCCCUGGAAAAUUCGCAGCACCCGGCUCGUCUCAGCCCGCGCUUGCCGUCCGCCCCUCUGCACGGCGCUCUGGGAGAUCUCCCAGCCAAGGGCAAAUUCGAAAUAGACACUUUAUUCAACCUGCAGCACCCAGGCAGCGAAAGCUCCGUCUCUUCCGAAAUCGCCACUGCCGCCGCCGCCGCGGAGGGCCGCAAAAAGCCGGGGCAUUAUUCGGAGGCGGCCGCCGAGGCGGACAUGAGCAGCGACGUGGAGGUGGGCUGCUCUGCGCUGCGCUCCCCGGGAGGCCUCGGUGCCACCGCACCGCUCAAGGAAAACAAUGGCAAAGGGUACUCGGAGAGUGGCUCCACCGCCAGCACCACGACGUCCGCGUCAGGCUCGGGCCUCGGGAGCCUGCAUGGAGGCGGCGGCGGGGGCGCGGCGCUGGGCGGCUCCGGCUCCGGUGCAGAUCAGGUGCGGCGAUACCGCACGGCGUUCACCCGCGAGCAGAUUGCGCGCCUGGAGAAGGAGUUCUACCGGGAGAAUUAUGUGUCGCGGCCCCGCCGGUGCGAGCUGGCCGCUGCGCUCAACCUGCCAGAAACCACUAUCAAGGUGUGGUUCCAGAACCGGCGCAUGAAGGACAAGCGGCAGCGCCUGGCCAUGUCGUGGCCGCACCCGGCCGACCCCAGCUUCUACACCUACAUGAUGACGCACGCGGCCGCCACCGGAAGCCUGCCCUACCCCUUCCACUCGCACGUGCCGCUGCACUACUACCCGCACGUGGGCGUCACGGCCGCGGCCGCCGCGGCCGCGGCUUCCGGCGCCGCCGCCGCGGCCUCCUCGCCCUUCGCCACUUCCAUCCGCCCGCUGGACACCUUCCGCGCCCUCUCGCACCCCUACUCGCGGCCCGAGCUGCUCUGCAGCUUCCGCCACCCGGGCCUCUACCAGGGGCCCGCGGCCGCCGCGGGGCUCAACAGCGCGGCCUCCGCAGCGGCGGCGGCGGCGGCGGCGGCAGCGGCGGCCUCGUCCGCCGCGGCAGCCGGGGCGCCCCCCAGCGGCGGCUCCGCGCCCUGCUCGUGCCUCAGUUGCCACAGCAGUCAAUCCGCCGCCGCCGCCGCUGCCGCCGCCGCCGCCGCCCUGGGCUCGCGGGGCGGCGGCGGCGGCGGCGCGGGCGGCGGCGGCGGCGGCGCGGGGGCUGCGGCGGGCUCGGACUUCGGCUGCAGCGCCGCGGCGCCGCGCUCCGAGAGCGGCUUCCUGCCCUACUCCGCUGCAGUGCUCAGCAAGACAGCCGUGAGCCCCCCGGACCAGAGGGACGAGGCACCGCUCACCAGAUAACUACAUCGCUGCCGCCAGGGGGCCGCGCCCGUCGCGCCGACUUUGCCCGGGAGUCCCCUGAGCGCCCGCCCCCCAACCUUGGCCCCCCAGCCCCGCGCCCUCCGUGCGCCCAGGUGCCCUCUGCGCUCUGCCCUCCGUUAACGUUGCCGCCAGGGGGCGCCCCGGCGCGGGAGGCUGAAGGAAACCCGCCCUGGAUGGGGGGCGAGAGUCGGCGCGAAAGCCUGGCCGAAGUCUCCCCAAAUUAUUUAUAUUUUUGUAUUUGCUCCCCAGCAGCCUUUCCCUCCUCUAAGUAUGUUUCCCGCCGCUCAGUCCCCUCUUCCCGCCUCCGUCCUGAGCUCUUGGUCUCCCCGAAGACAAUUCCCUGGGUCCGAAACCCGUUCUCUGGGGUCCGUGCGUCCUCGGGCCGGGGUACCUCGGCUAAGCACGUGGCCAGCAGCAGCCGGGAAGCGCAGCAAAGAGCGGAGACGGCACGGUGUGCGCUAGCGCUUUGUGUGGGAGGCGGGCACCCCAGGGUCCGGUUGCUGCGCUUCGCCCUUCCAUACUUUCUUUUCUUUAAAGGAGGGGGAGGGGGAUGACCACUGCUCUUUCUGUGUAAGCUUGUGGGGGGCCCUAAGCGGAGGACAGUCGGAGGAGAUGACCAGGAGGGUGGAUAGAAGGAGCGGGGCAGUUGCUGGGGGUAUCGGUCAGUGCGUGCAGGACGGAGCGAGGCCGGGUGGGCUGUGGCCGCCUUGCCGCGAAAGGACAGCUGAGGUGGGCAGGGCUGACGGCUUCCCCCUGCGCUCUCCUUUAGUCUGUGGUCUGGAAGGAAGGCAUCCUACUUUAUGCAAGGGAGGCAAACAGCUUAUGAAGUUGUCGAAGCCAGCAAGGAAGGGGAAGAAGGCACGGGGAGGGCUCUAGAUGGACGGGUCGCUGCAGCCUUGGAGAAGCGUUUUCAGCUCAGUUUUUCCAACUACCGGGUUCCACUCGAUCUGGGAAAUACUUGAAUCUCUAGCUAUAUUAUCCUGAACCGUUUCCUUCGACAGUUUUCUAAGUUCGAACUCCCCGUACCCUUGACCCCUCUCUUCCAUCCUCGUUUCCCUUUUCCCCGGGUGAAAUGGUUCUUGGCAUAUUUCUUAUGCGUGUCUAUUUGCCGCUGUAAAAGCCACCGCUGGGUUGCUGAGACCCGCUUUGCCAACCCCGGCUACUGGAGGGGUUUCCUUGAACUCAAAGAAAGGCACAUCAAAACCCACCAGUGUUAACUGCCACGUCAAUUUUGAUGCUAAUAAUGUGCAGAUUAUGACGAAAAUUGCCAAUCAUGCUCUCUGAUGGACCUCCUUUGAAUGUGGAAUUGGAGAAAAGUUCCCCGCACGGAGACCUGCUGUCAACUACUAACAACCCGCUAAGGGAAGUCAUUAGGAGAGACGGAUAAGAGACUCGGUACAUAAAACAUUGUUCUUGGUGCAUAGAAUGUACGUUAUUUAAUGUUAUCUCUGUUACCUGAAGUGAUUUCGCAGAAGAAAGCCACGUUCUUAUCAUCUCAAUUGCCAAUUUUCAUUUUGGUAACUUGGACGCCCUGGGUAGACUUUCCUCUGUUAAGUUGAUAUUCCACCGAUGCGAACAGCCUCAUUAAAUCAAGCCCAGAUAUUUCCAUAAUGCUCCCCGCAGAGUCACUUCGCUUCUCACAUAAUGAGAUUUUCUGAAGAGUUGAAGCCCUAAAAUAACUUGCUAGUGCAUGUUUUAGACCCAGUAAAGUGGGUAUGUGUGUAUGUUAAAAUGUAGGUGUCUACCUACAGAUUCGUGUAUGUGUGUGUAGAUAUAUGUAUGUAUGUACAUACAUAUGUAUAUCCCUUCUCUUAAACACAUACAUAGGUAAGAGAGACACACAUCCAUAUAUACCCAUUGGCACUACUUUCUAUGAUUUAUUUCAAAUUUCUGUUUGGAUCUUUAAAGACACUGGAUUUUUAAAAAAUUGCUUCCUAAAAAUAGGCUUUCAACAAACUUUUGAAAGAAUUCACUGUACAGGAGAAAUUAUUAUCUUCAAGUGGAAAAUAUUUCAAGGGGAAAUAGUAUUUUGAAACUCGGGGUCUAUUAAAUAUUCCCAUAAAAUGUUAGAGAACUUCCCAAUGAAAUAGCGAUGAUCUGAUGCUCAACUUUUUGUUUUGUUUUUUUUUUCUUUUAAAAAGUGAGACUACUUACAUAAAAUAUUAAUUAUACCAGCUCUUACUGAGUUUACAUUUAAAAAUAUUAAUAUAUAAUUUAAGGCUAAAUAAAAUAAACCAAAAUAUGGUACCCUUUUUAUCAGCUUUACCUUUGUAGAUUGUCCUUUCUUACGAUCAGCUAUCAGCUGUAUAUAGGUUCUUUAGGCAAUAAUGUUUACAUUUCCCCCAAAAUAUAUAUGAUCGAUGAGAACGCUGGUUGGUAAAAUUAACAAAUUCAUCUUAUGUUAGGUCCAUUGGAUCUGGUUAUUAUAUUAAAAUAAAAUUGUAAAUAAAGUUUCGUGCUUUAAAAUUGCUGACUGUAUGAACUCACUGUAAG
This is a messenger RNA of Sorex araneus (European shrew), 4073 nucleotides long. RefSeq names its product even-skipped homeobox 2 (gene EVX2). The transcript has 3 exons. Gene Ontology annotation, cellular component: nucleus. Bases 135 to 1559 code for a protein of 474 amino acids. The record is from RefSeq and is a predicted model, not a curated record. Lineage: Eukaryota; Metazoa; Chordata; Mammalia; Eulipotyphla; Soricidae. Gene Ontology annotation, molecular function: DNA-binding transcription factor activity, RNA polymerase II-specific; RNA polymerase II cis-regulatory region sequence-specific DNA binding. Gene Ontology annotation, biological process: regulation of transcription by RNA polymerase II.